GGGGGUCAGGCCGCGCCAUCCACACUACCUGCCUCCCAUACCUGCCAGCGACCUGAGACCAGUCCCGUAUCUUUCGCCUUGAUGGUUUAAACUGAUGAUCUUUUUUUUUCCAUGCUUUGUGUAUAUAUUCCAGGUGUUAUUCCCUGACCUGGCUCUUCCAUGAGCUUACGAUACAAUUUGACCGCCUUAUUUCUGGAUCCCGGUAGUUGCCUUCAACUGGGCUGUCACCUUCUUCCCCGCUCCAGUACCGUCCGACCCAGACUCGCCAACCAAGAGCCACAUGGGACAAUCAGUCAACUUACCUUGGUCUCCUGGUACCUUUACCAUGGAAAGAGUUCCGAGUCAAGGAAGAAUGCAACUGCCGCGGCACGAGAAUAUCAAACAGGUCGAGCUCCUCCUUUGUAGAUUGUCUCUAGAGGACCAAGCGCCAAGAUGGGCGUAUUGGAGCAGAGAUAUAAGGGUAUUCAGAUUGCUUUAAUAAGACUGCAGCAAGCUCUUAGCUGCUCACAACUGACAGCUUUAGCCGGGCCAACCAAGAUUGCCGUCUGCUUAAUUUGACCCCGACCAAAUCCUGGAUCGGCGACAUGUGGGAACCAUGUGGUGCUCUCCGCAUCUGCAAGGCGUAAGUAUGAGCGGGCUGGAAGGCAAAUACCGUGCAGAUAAAUGAGGUAGAGAACUGUGGAUGACAGCUGAAGGGUCCUGGCAUUUAGCCUCAUACUAUCGAUAAUGGCCGUAUCAGAGGCACUUUUCAUAUGCAUUUCUAACUUAUCCAUCGUCUUCAUCCAUAGCGUUACACUGCUCCCCACAAUGAUCCCUUUCAUUCGGUACUUGAAUAUUCUCCAUCAAAGGCCUUUGACAGGGUGAUAAAGCCCACGGCACCUGUCAUGUCACAGCGAGCUUUCUGGUGUUGAUUUGGCCUCCAACCACGUCAGCCUUCACUAUGAAGAUACCCACGAAUACAGUGCUCCCAUUUGCAGCAUGGGCUGCACCGAGAGCAUCAAUCAAGGGUGUGCCGGACGUUCUGACCAAGUCUGCCCAAGACGUCAUCCAGGCCGCUGGCGCCAGCGCAUCUUGCGAGUGGUUCACCCAACCGAUAGAUCACAGCAACCCUGAGCUUGGAACAUGGCAGCAAUUAUAUUGCGUAAACCCUGCCAAAUGGGGAGGCCCCGGGUCGCCCGUGGUUCUCAUGACUCCUGGCGAGACCCCAAUCUGGGGGUCCAUCACGCCUAGCCGAGGUUACAGCUUUCUGGAUAACACAACCAUGACCGGAUUAUACGCACAGGCCAUUGGGGCGGCAACCGUUGUGAUCGAGCACCGAUACUUUGGCGGAUCUUCGCCAUACGAUGGCUUCGAUGCCGAGACUCUACAGUAUCUCACAAUGGACCAAGCAGCCAUGGACAUGGUCAACUUUGCCCAGAAUGUUGUCUUCCCUUUCGAAGACGGCAAAACAAGUGUGGCUACCAAGGUGCCGUGGCUUUGGUUUGGGACAUCCUACGCGGCAACGCUGGGCAGCUGGAUUGAACACACCUAUCCUGGCGUGUUUUACGCGUUCCAUCUUAGCAGUGCUAUCGUGCAAGCAAACACCGAGAACUGGUACUACUACGACACUAUCCGAAAAGGAAUCGAUUCUUACAGGGGAGACACACGCUGCACUGUUGCGUUGAAUGAGGUUUCAGAAUAUGUCGACAAGUACUUGCUGGCUUCGAACCGGAACGAGACGGAAGUGCAGGCGCUGAAGCUAUUGUUCGGCGCGUCAUUCCCGAUUGAGGAUGACGACUUUGCCUAUGCUAUUGCGACGCCGUUCCGCUACUGGCAAGAAACCAACGGUUACCACGAUAUCUUGGAGAUGUGCGAUGCUAUCGUCGGCUCAAAUGAGUCGGAAGAAAACGACGUUCUGGGAACUGUUCCUGGCUCUGUCGGGAACUACGCUGCAUACUUUAGAAUGAAUUUCAGACAGUCAACUUGCGAGUAUCUCAACACCUGGGGACAAGAGGAUCCCCUCUGGUGCCUCAACACACACUACGAGUGGAAUCCCUAUUUCAUUGCGAGAACCCUCGGGAACCCUUGGCGCACCUGGUACUGGUUCUUGUGCAAUGAGCCGAUUGCAUCCUGGGCCACAGGUGCACCAAAGGAGUCGCUCUCGAUGGUGUCACGAAAAAUUGAUGCUCAGUACUGGCAAAGACAGUGCGAGCUUCACUUCCCGGCUACACAUGGCGAGAAGUAUGGCAGCGCCAAGGGCAAGACACCUACCACUCUGAACGAAGAGACUGGUGGCUGGCUGCGGAACUCGACGCGUGUGAUCUGGACGAGCGGUGAAUUUGACCCCUGGAGAGGAACGAGCAUGUCCAGCGAAAUCCGAACAGGCGGUGUGCUGCAGUCCACCGACAGCGUUUCGGUCUUCCUCAUCAAGAAUGCUGUGCACGGCGAUGACGCAUUCACCACUCGUGCGCUUGGGAACCUCAACAUUAAGCCUAACCCAGAGGUUGUCAAGGUGCAGGAGCAGUCUGUUUUGAUUGUGAAGAAGUGGGUGGCUGAGUAUUAUGCGAAGCAGAGCAGCCAUAAAUAGGGGGUAGCCGUCUCUCUUUUUGAGUCGAGCAGCAAGUAGUUGUUGAAUUGUGAAUCACUGUCCCGUUCAUCUAAAAGUAUCAUGUCGAUAAAUAGCUUGGGCAUGAAGACUUCCACAACUGCUUUGCCUCCCUUUUGCAAGAUUCACAACUUCAAGCUGUGUUACCAGAGAUCCAAACCUCGCUGAAUGGGAUGAGGACUGGCACUGGGAGUUGUCACUGGCUCCACGGCUAUUCACCCCUGAGUAUCUUUCGGGCAGUUUGGGUCCACAACGGCAGUAGGGGCCUAUAUGGAGUGACUUAUUGGGAUAAGAUUGCCAACACUGAACAGUGUCUAUUACCCUACGGCGGCAAAGAAACCACCACGUCCUCAUUCCAUCACCAACACAUUCCUAAACCUCGGCUUCCCCCCCUUCAUCCCCUCAAACGCCUCAUUCACCCUAUCCAACCCAAACCUCUCGACAAAACACCUCACCCCAUUCCUCUUCGCAAAUGCCACCGCCUCCUCCCCAUCCACCGCCGUCCCCGUCGACCACCCACUAACCGAGACCGCCUUCGUCACCAUCAAAAAAGUAUCAAACUCCACCCCGCCAACCGGCGCCAAAACCACCAUCCUCCCAAAAUUCGCCAACCCCCCCAGCAACCCCCCAAUAGCCUUCGCACUAGGCGCCGUACUAACAAUCACCUUCGCCCCUCCCAUCUCCUGCAACCUCUCCACCGGAUCCUCAACCAGCGAAUCGAUAUACCCAUCCGCCCCCAACUCCCCCAUCACCAACUCCUUCUUGUCACUCCCCGUCGAGACUCCGAUAGUCUUGUACCCCAUAGCCUUGGAGUACUGCACCGCCAGAUGGCCCAACCCUCCGACGCCCUGGACGGCAACGACGGCUUCCUCCCCGGGGAUGAUCCCGCUGUGGCGGAGGGCGUUGAAGACGGUCGUGCCGGCGCAGAGGAAGGGAGCCGUGGAGGCGGGGUCGGCGUCGAGGGGGAUGCGCGAGACGGCUUCGUGGCGGAGGAGGCAGUAUUCCGCGUAACCGCCGUUCAUGGAGACGCCGUUGAUGGCUUCGUUGGCGCAGUACUGGUGGGCGCCUUUGACGCAGGAGGGGCAGGUGCCGUCGUGGCCUGGAGGCGGGGGUGGGGGGGGGGGGGUGUCAAUGAAGGAGGCAAGAUAGGGAAAAAGGGGGUGAUGGAGAGGGGCAAGAAGGAUGAAAUGGGGUAAUGUGCUAAAGUGAGAAUGUGACAAAUGUGCAAAAAGGGCAAGAUAACAACCUCCACAAUGGGGAAAAGUAAAUUUGGCAGGAACAAAGAAAGGGAAGGAGCGUCAACCAAAGACCGUAAGGGAAAGAGCAAUCAACGAGAGGAAAGAACGACGCAACAAAAUACCACAGCAGAAAAAUGCUUACCACCAUGCCAUCCGCCCCCGACCCUCUCCCCAAGACUAAACCCCUUCACCCCCUCUCCCAGCGCAGCAACCUCCCCGAUGAUCUCGUGUCCCAAAAUCCUUGGAAACGACGUCGGGAUUAUCCCCGCCGCGACGAAGGCAUCAGUGUGGCAGAUCCCACACGCCAGCACCUUCACUAGAAUCUGGCCUGGACCAGGGGGGAUCAAGGGCAAGGACUGCAGCUCCAGAGGCUGGUUCAGUCCCGUGAGCACAGCUGCCCGGAAUGUUUUAGGGAGGUUACUGAUUGCGGACAUGGUGGAUAGUGUUGAUAAAUCCCGUCGGGUUGGCGAGUGGUAUGGAAACGAUGCUUGGAAGUCCGAGAUGCAAUUGAGAGGUUUGCGGAGGUGCACCGGAUGGAGGCGGAGGCAGGAGGAGAUGAAGGUGCGGGCAUGGGGGCUUUUGUAAAGGGUGGCCAUUGCGAGCGGGUUUCUGGUGUUUGUCGUCGGAUAGGAUCUAUCUUGUCGAUUAGGUGCUUACUCAGUUUGUCGCACUUGAGCCGCGGACUUCGGCUUGGUUGCUGGAUGGAGACGAAAAGUUGGAGGGAUAUAUUGGACGUGCGGGCUGGUAAUCGUCAAGCUGAUGUCAUGACGUUGGGUGUUGAGUAAACAUCUUUCUAGUAUUUCCUAAACCGCAUUUUUCGGUACACCUUUUUUAUCUCAUUACAACCUACUAAUCCCCA
Molecule: messenger RNA, 4681 nt
Organism: Podospora pseudopauciseta
Lineage: Eukaryota; Fungi; Ascomycota; Sordariomycetes; Sordariales; Podosporaceae
Exons: 7
Coding region: 941-2566 (541 amino acids)
Biological process (GO): proteolysis
Molecular function (GO): dipeptidyl-peptidase activity; serine-type exopeptidase activity
Source: RefSeq, a predicted model, not a curated record